GUGGCGACGGAGGACGCGCCGGAGGGAGAGGGAGCGGGAGGAUGGAGCGGAGGGGCCGCUGUCUGUGCGAAAUCUGCACGUGCGGAGAGUUCUCCUGCCCUGCUCUGCACUGUUCUGGCCCCCACACACCUGCCUGAGCUAACCUUGUCCAGCUGCCACAUUCAGAGAGCAGGUGCCACCGAUGCCCUCGUAACCCUAAGAAGAUCUAUGAGAACUCGGUUCAACCUUGCCCCACAACCGAAUAUUUGGAAAAUUACCCGCAGCACGGCCCUGUCGUGCCUCCACCGAGCCUCAAACCCAAGCAGGAGAUCCAAGCAAAUCAUGGCAAGAUGGAGGGAAUCACAACUUUUAAGUCUGAUUACCGUCCUUACCCCGUGGAGAGGCGGCCGCCGCGGGAGCAAGGGGAGCAUAAGCCCCAGCAGGGAGAGAUGGACCUGGGCACCACCUACCAGAGAGACUUCAGUUCCCACCGCGCCCCCCUCGUGACCUUGGUCAGGUCAGUGGAACGGCGCCUGCCCAAGGGGGCACAGCUGGACACCGUCCCGACUUACAGAGAUGACUUCCGAGCUUGGGCUACCCAAAAGAGGGACCGCCGUCGACCGGCCCAGGAUUACCACCCCCCGACCGUAAAGUUUGGCAAUCCCACAACAUUCCAGGACGAUUUCUACCCCAAAGAGUCCCGUCCCAGGCCGAGCUUCAAGCCUCCCUGUGGAGCCAAGCCCACCCAAGUCCCCUUUGCUGGGGUCACCAGUCACCGCCAGGCAUACGUGGCUCAUCAGCUGGAGCCCAGGUGUGUGAGGCCCAAAGAGGCUCACGAGGUCACCAGCCAGCCCCUUGAGGGGCUCACCACCCAUCGCAAUGACUUCCGGGGUCUCCUCGGGGAAGCCGGGAGGAGCCUCCGGCCGCAGCACACCAUCCUCAGACCCAACGGCCCCUUUGAUGGAAGCACCGAGUCCCGGGAGAGCUUCCAGCCGUGGCCCGUCUCUCUGCCGGCGGUGCGCCAGACGGCCGACUAUGUCCCCCCGGUGGGGCCCAUGGAGCUCAGCACCACAAGCCAGCUGGAUUACACCCCCCACCCACUCCAUCCCGCUGCCCCCCGGAGACCCGUUUUCCAGAGAAGACGAGCCCCCCCUCCCUUUCAAGGCAACUCCACCACAAAAGAAGACUUCCAGGCUUGGGAAAGCUGUCGGCAAGAAAUGAUCAAGAGGCCACCCGAAAUCUCCAGGGCCUCGGGUCGAUUUGACGGCUCCACCACCUUUGGCUCUCACUUUGUGCCUCACGUGCUGGUCCCUACCCUGAGCUGCAAGCCUUCCCACGCCGCUCUCCGCUGCUCGGUCCCGUUUGAGGCCCGCACCGUGUACGACUCCGAGUACACCCCAAAGAAGCGGGAGAUCUGCCCGGCCGCCUUCGCCUCCCCACCGGGCUACGUCUUCCAAAGUACAGAUUCCCACGGCCACAGGUUCUUCCGCAAAAUGGCCGUUCCGGCCACGAAGCCACUCUCCCCCUCGACCGGUUGCCACGCUCCCCAGGACGUGGCUGUGACGGCCUAGAGCUACCAGCUCCAGCCUCCCUCAAAUUGAAUGUUUGAAGUUUAGGUUCUGUGGACACCAUGGCCACCAAGUCUCCCCAACUAACUGAUUUGAAACCGCAGUGGUCAUAGCCCAUGACUCCCUUCAACUCCUCAAAAAUCAACGCACCAAAAUCUUUUUACUUAGACCAGAACAAACACCAUAUAGGGGUUGGUCAGUAGCUAGGGCCUCAAGUGCCUGGCUCGUACCAAUGAGGACUUUCCUGGACUUGGGGAGCCUCAGUGACACAUAGAGAGUCAUACCAUGCCAACAACCACCAAGGCUACUGUGGAAAGUUUUUUACUUAGUUUUUGCCAAUGUGAAAGGGAGUGAGACAUACACACUCUUACUCCAAUCCACCAAGGGUCCAGUAUCAAUCUGCUGGUCAGAGGAGCCCAUUCUCCCUAUCCCAUGGCAGAAGGUUGGGAGAAGUUCUGGAUGACACGGGCCGCUACACGCUGCAAGCCUCCUCCACAUGCCGCUUCCCCCAAACACCACUUCCCCCCUCUGCUGCUGAAUGCUUCUACUGCUGAA
This is a messenger RNA of Ornithorhynchus anatinus (platypus), 2102 nucleotides long. It is a transcript of the gene SAXO2, whose product is annotated as stabilizer of axonemal microtubules 2. Gene Ontology annotation, biological process: microtubule anchoring. Lineage: Eukaryota; Metazoa; Chordata; Mammalia; Monotremata; Ornithorhynchidae. Gene Ontology annotation, molecular function: microtubule binding. The transcript has 5 exons. Gene Ontology annotation, cellular component: sperm flagellum; ciliary basal body; cytoskeleton. The coding region runs from base 330 to 1550 and encodes 406 amino acids. The record is from RefSeq and is a predicted model, not a curated record.